UCGCUGCAACAAGUUUCCGCUCGUGAUGUUCGACUCCUAAAGCGCAGUCGGGUUCCAAUCCCCUGGAUCUAACCGCUCUCCAAGGAGAACCGCUCCGUGGAGCUCCGAGCAGUCUGAACACCUCACCUCUCCCCGGCGGGGCGGUCCUCUCCACCGAUGCGGCAGGAAAGAAUGCGAGUUCGAUUCCCCCGACGAAUAACGGGUCGCCAAAACAUCCGAACGCGUCGUCCGUUCUCCCGGUGUCCGCGUCGGAACGCGCGGUGGACCGGGGCGGAACCGGUCGGACUUUGAUCUCCUCGGAAACUUUCUGCCCGUCGUCUCGAGCCACGCGCGUCCCGCCGCUUCUGUCGCCGCUGCGCGUACGCGGCUAUAAUCCGCUACUCCGGAGAACGACAACACUGUUGCAUCAUGGGAGUUGUAGGUCCACGCACCGUCUUGGGUUCACACGCGAAACUACACUCAAACGACAAUACCCAGGUUGCAACAGACACGACGUACCUUUUGCGUCUCUGCUGUAGUCCCGAGUACGGAGUCCUUCCUUCCUACCCGUUAUAGGGGUCUGUUUGAGAGGGGAUGACGGCGGUGGACCCCCCGGGCGGGGAGCCGUUCGGGGCACCGGGAGAGAAGACCGGAUGGUUGUCCAAACGCGCGCAUUUCACCCUCCGGUGGAGACCGACGUGGUUUCAUCUGAAAGGCGGGCGGCUGUUGUACGGUGAGAGCGACCAGAGCCCCGUGAAGACCAUCCCCCUGGUUGGGGCGGAGGUGGGCGGUUCCGACGACCCCCUCGGGUGGACCAUCACCCCCCAGGGCGCGAAGCGGUGCUUCCACCUGCGGGCCGCGAGCGAGGCGGAGCAGCAGAGCUGGCUGCGCGGCAUCUUCGACGCUCAGAUCGCUUCUGCGCGUCAUGGAACGCACGCCUGCGUUCUGCAGUAGCCAGAGUUUAGAGUAUCCCUUUAUUUAAUUUGGUGCGUCGUUAUUUUUCUACUUUUUAUGCAACCAGCUAUCAGAAUGUGAAGCACAUUUAUACUUUGUAUUACUAUACUAUAUCCUUUUUAUAUUAUAAUUUAUACUUUAUAAUAGUUAUAUUUUAUAGAAGUAUUUAUUUUUACUUUAUAUAUUUUUGAAGGGGUAUGCCUCUUAUGGAAGGUACCUUUUAUACGGUGAAUGUUUCGUUCAGAUGUGAAAUGAGUGGCUAUUAGAAUAAACCAUAUUUACUCCAAAUAUUGUUAUGGUUAUUGUGUUGGC
Molecule: messenger RNA, 1245 nt
Organism: Gadus chalcogrammus (walleye pollock)
Lineage: Eukaryota; Metazoa; Chordata; Actinopteri; Gadiformes; Gadidae
Product: pleckstrin homology-like domain-containing protein
Exons: 2
Coding region: 574-933 (119 amino acids)
Biological process (GO): retrograde transport, endosome to Golgi; receptor recycling; endosome organization
Cellular component (GO): early endosome; trans-Golgi network; recycling endosome
Source: RefSeq, a predicted model, not a curated record